Molecule: messenger RNA, 3462 nt
Organism: Conger conger (European conger)
Lineage: Eukaryota; Metazoa; Chordata; Actinopteri; Anguilliformes; Congridae
Product: U2 snRNP-associated SURP motif-containing protein-like
Exons: 26
Coding region: 39-3089 (1016 amino acids)
Biological process (GO): RNA processing
Cellular component (GO): nucleus
Molecular function (GO): RNA binding
Source: RefSeq, a predicted model, not a curated record
CUCAGAAUGUAGAAAAAUAGCACAGCGCUUGUCCAUCGAUGAUCAAGACAUCGGUAAUCGACUACAGGAAAAUAAGCAAGAUGGCGGAUGAAACGCCCGAUGCGCAGAAAGCCAGCGCUAAGGCACUGUUGGAAAGUAAGCUCAAGGCAUUCAGCAUUGGCAAGAUGGCUGUUGCGAAAAGAACUCUCAGCAAGAAGGAGCAAGAUGAAAUAAAAAAGAAGGAGGAUGAGCGGGCAGCUGCAGAGAUUUACGAGGAGUUCCUCGCUGCAUUUGAAGGGGGGGAUGGCAAGAUCAAGGCUUUUGUCAGAGGUGGCAUUGCCAAUGCAACAAAAGAAGAAGCUGCCACAGAUGAUAAGAAAGGCAAGCUGUACAAACCCAAAUCUUGCUUCACAGAAACAAGUUUUUUGCCGCUAGAAACACCUCCACAAUUUUUAUCUCUAGAAAAAAGUAAAAAUGCCUCAAAGAAAGGGGAAAAGGGAAAGAAGAAAAGCAACCUGGAGUUGUUUAAAGAGGAGCUCAAGCAGAUUCAGGAAGAGCGGGUGGAGAGGCACAAGAUGAAAGGACGCGUCAGCAGAUUUGAGGCCCCCAGCAGCACAGACGGGAGACGCUCCUUGGAUGGUUGCUCACGAAGAAACCGUCCCUUCAGUGUUCUGGACGAGUCGGCGCCUGGAUCACAUGAUGUCGGGGACCCUUCUACCACUAAUUUAUAUCUUGGAAACAUAAACCCACAGAUGAACGAGGAGAUGCUUUGUCAGGAGUUUGGUCGUUACGGUCCGUUGGCCAGCGUGAAGAUCAUGUGGCCCAGGACCGAUGAGGAGCGGGCCAGGGAGAGAAACUGUGGCUUUGUGGCUUUCAUGACCAGGAGAGACGCAGAGCGAGCACUCAAACAUUUAAACGGCAAGACCAUCAUGAAUUUUGAGAUGAAACUGGGUUGGGGUAAGGGAGUCCCAAUCCCACCCCACCCCAUAUACAUCCCGCCCUCCAUGGUGGAGCACACCCUGCCUCCACCGCCCUCCGGACUGCCCUUCAACGCCCAGCCCCGCGAGCGGCUGAAGAACCCCAACGCCACGCUGCAGUCCCCCCCUAAAAACAAGGAGGAGUUUGAUAAGACUCUGUCGCAAGCCAUAGUCAAAGUGGUUAUCCCAACAGAAAGGAAUUUGCUCUCCCUGAUUCACCGAAUGAUCGAGUUUGUGGUGCGUGAGGGCCCAAUGUUUGAAGCCAUGGUUAUGAACCGGGAGAUAAGCAACCCAAUGUUCAGGUUCCUGUUUGAGAACCAAAGCCCAGCACAUGUAUACUAUAGAUGGAAGCUCUACUCCAUUCUUCAGGGAGAGUCUCCCACCAAGUGGAAGACUGAGGAAUUUCGCAUGUUUAAGAAUGGGUCAUUGUGGCGGCCCCCUCCAUUGAACCCCUACUUGCAUGGGACACUGGAGGAUGAAGAGGAGGAAGAAGAGGAGGAGUCCAGCAAAAAAGGCUGCUUGAAAGACGAGGAGCGGGACAAGCUGGAGGAGAUGCUCCGGGCUCUGGCGCCCAGGAAGGGUGACAUCGCUGAAGCCAUGGUCUUCUGCCUGAGUCACGCCGACGCAGCCGAGGAGGUGGUAGAGUGCAUCGCCGAGUCUCUGUCCAUCCUGAAGACCCCUCUGCCAAAGAAGAUUGCGCGACUAUAUUUGGUGUCGGAUGUCCUGUACAACUCGUCUGCUAAAGUUGCCAAUGCCUCUUACUAUCGGAAAUUCUUUGAAGCAAAACUGUGUCAAAUAUUCUCUGACCUCAAUGCCACCUACAAGAUAAUACAGGGCCACCUUCAAUCAGAAAACUUCAAGCAAAGGGUUAUGUCCUGUUUCCGAGCAUGGGAAGAGUGGGCGGUGUACCCAGACCCCUUCCUGAUCAAACUGCAGAACAUCUUCCUAGGCCUGGUCAGCCUGGACACAGAGAAGGGUACCUUACAGGCUGUUGUUGAGGAGGAGCCAGCUGAAGACAUCGACGGAGCCCCCAUUGUGGAGGAGGAGCUGGAUGGGGCCCCCAUAGAAGACGUGGACGGGGCCCCAAUCGAGCCUUCCAUUGACGGAGCUCCCCUGGAUGACCUGGAUGGGGUUCCCAUAAAGGCGGUUGAGGAGGACCUGGAUGGCGUUCCCUUGGACCAGUCUGUGCAAAAACAAGGUUUUAAAACAGCACCUUCAAAGUGGGAGGAAGUAGAUGGUUCAGCACUGGAAGCACAAGCUAUAACAACCUCCAAGUGGGAAGUUUUCGAUCCGCCAGAAGAGAUCGAGGAAAGCCUGAAGAAGGAGGAGGUGGUGAGUGAAGAUGUGGGGGACCCCAAGAGUUCUACUUCAGCUGAGCAACAACCUCCACCACCCAACCCAGCUCGGCCUGUCGAGUCCUCUGACUCCAAAUUGGCCAAGGCCUCGGAAAUCACGGAGGAGAGGCGAGCCAAGCUUCGGGAGAUAGAGCUCAAAGUGAUGAAGUUUCAAGACGAACUGGAAUCUGGAAAACGGCCCAAGAAGUCUGGCCAGAGCAUGCAAGAGCAAGUGGAGCACUAUAGAGACAAAUUACUGCUAAGGGAAAAAGAAAAAGAAAUGGAAAGGGAGAAGGAAAAAGAGAGGGAGAAAAAGGAGCAAGAGAAAAAAGAACAGGAAAAAACCGAGGUCCGUUUGAAAGAUGAGAAAGACAAGGACAAAGAUGACUCUACUCCAACCAGAAAGGAGAGGAAACGCAGAUACAGCGCCUCACCGAGUCCCACGCCCAGCAGCAGUCGACGGGCCAGAUCUCCCUCCCCUCGCUCAGAACGCUCGACUCGGUCCUACACCAAGGACAGCUCCCGCUCGUCUCACAAAGACUCGCCUCGGGACCGAAGCAGGAAGUCCUCCAAGAGGUCACCUUCAGCACCCAGGACGCCAAAGCGAUUGCGAAGGUCCCGGUCGAGAACCCCCAAAAAAUCAAGCAAAAAAUCCAGGUCUCGGUCCAGAUCUCCACAUCGAUCUCACAAGAAAUCCAGAACCAAGUCUAGGUCCCCACACCGGUCUCACAAGAAAUCUAGAUCAAAGUCUAGGUCUCCACACAGAUCUCACAAGAAAUCGAAGAAAAGUAAACACUGACAAAUCGCUUCCCUUCCCACCAACAACUGUGAUGUAUAAAUAACUGGGUGGCAGUUUCUUUUUUCUUUUUCUUUUUUUUUAAAUGUGCCUCAAUGAUGGAAGACGACAAACUUGGAGAGUGUUCACUUCCCCCCCCCCCCCCCCCCCCACCUGUACUCUCCCGGUUUUUUUAUUUUAUUUCCUUCUGCACUAACAGCUAUGUUGUCUCUGAUUAGAGCCAACAAUGUUCUAUAUUGUAUGAUAAUGACAUUACCUGAUGUCCCAAGUUUCCACACGGAAGGAAUUCUUGUGUCUGAUUUCCAGGCAGGUGAUUGGUCUUAUUUUCAUGAUUGUUCCUUUUUUGUAGUUCUCAUUAAAAAGAAUUUACGAUAAA